Messenger RNA from Exophiala mesophila, 3900 nucleotides. RefSeq lists its product as uncharacterized. Gene Ontology annotation, cellular component: cytosol; nucleus; proteasome regulatory particle, base subcomplex. The transcript has 2 exons. Gene Ontology annotation, biological process: proteasome-mediated ubiquitin-dependent protein catabolic process. NCBI's taxonomy places the organism in Eukaryota, Fungi, Ascomycota, Eurotiomycetes, Chaetothyriales, Herpotrichiellaceae. Gene Ontology annotation, molecular function: polyubiquitin modification-dependent protein binding. The record is from RefSeq and is a predicted model, not a curated record. The coding region runs from base 119 to 3523 and encodes 1134 amino acids.
ACAGCUCAACAGCAUCAUCGACUCCCUCUUCGACUCGCCGGUCCUUCAAACCCCUUUAGACUGAUCCACCUUCUGGCUCAGUCCUGGUUAACUUACCUCUUUUCUCCCCGAUCUUUUUAUGCAAUCUGCGCCCUCUGAAGUAUCCCAAAUCGCGUCGUCACUCUAUCAGACCCAAUCCUCUUCGCCCCCUUCCCAGCAUGGAUUUCCUCGCAGUGGACAGCAGACCUCUGGUGGCAGUCUCUAUGAGACAAGCCCCAGAGAGUCUUCGCUCGUCAUCGAGGACACUGACAGUGCCUCUGUGUCGUCCAGUAGUACACGUCGAGGGCGGAGUAGCAACAUCGCACGGAUAAGCAGUCGGGUCACUUCUUCGCAGGACGCCUCACCCGGAAGUCGUAUUGAUGACUAUGAACGUCAACAUGCACGUUAUAGAAAACCGUCCGACGGUGUCAUCUUUCAAGUUGUUCCUUCAACCAACCCAGGCCCCUACCGUGUCUCAAUCAAUGAUUUCCCCAACGAAGUCUUGACUCACAUCCUGUCUCACCUUCCGCCGGAAAACCUCUCCUCCAUGAGUCUCGUUUCUCGUCGUUUUCACCGAUUGGUUACUACCCCCCCUGCUUGGCGAAUCGCCUUUGCCAGGUAUUUUCCAGGUUCUGAAUCGGUCGAAAAGGGCACGGAAGGUCAAUACCGCGGCUCUGCGAAUGAUGUUGAGCGUACGCAACGUAGAAUAUUCACCCGUCUUUCGGCACUCGCUUCCUGGCGAUCAGAAUACAUACUUCGUACUCGGUUGUUACGAUCCCUUGUUCGCGGAAGACCUGCCAUUGAGUCGUUGUCCCGCUCUAGCGCCGCUCGUCACUCAGGCAGUGCCGCCGUGGCUGCUGUAACGACAUACCCAUCAGGUCUUUACUACCCCAUCAGCCACCUUCAUGCAACCUUUGGCACAGGUCUGAACAAGAAACAGCCUCUCUUCAUGCACGGGGCGGUUGAGCAAGGUCUUGUGUCUACCAGCGAACCUGGAAGUGGAAAAGCAGGCUCGUGGGGAUUGGCUGACUUUGAGGGGUUUAAGCACUUUGCCGACCAAUUCCCUGGAGAGUCGCCCUACGGUGUCGCUCCGGGCAAUGUCGUUGGGAUGAGCAACGUCAUGGACGUGAGCCAGCCCUAUGGAAGAGUCUAUGGUGAAGCCUGUCCCGGUGGACGAUUGUUCUAUACGUCUACCACCGAACAGCGUGGGAGAUUUGUUCCAAUCUCCUCAGCUGCACAUCACGAACUCGGAAUUCCCGAAGUUACCAUGCUGGGCUGCGCAGUCACCGCCGUCUGGAUGGCCAAAUCCGAAGCUGUGCUGAAAGCUACGAACGGCUUGUUUGGCUUUCUCGCUGGAUUUUCCAAUGGUGUGCUCUCAGCCUAUGCAUUGGGCGUAAAUCCCGUUCAAGAUCGGCGACUGGACAAGGGUGAACCAACGGCGAAAUGGGCACUUUGUCCCGGUGUGCCCAUCAUUGGAAUCAGUAUCGACGACAAAGUUUCGGCCCGCCGCACCAGCGGUGGCCGCGUCUGGGCAGUCGUUCUCAAUGCCCUGGGUGAGGUAUUCUAUCUGAAUCAAGUCCCUGUGCGACCUGAUUUUGCUGGGAAAGCUUCUCCCCAAGACACAGAUCGUCUUGGAUGGCAGACCGGCAGAAGUGUCGAGUGGCGUCUCGUCGAGGCAACAAGACGGUUAGCGAAACCCGACCCCUAUGGGACUACGCAGGUCGAUGGGAGCUAUUCUCCCCGCACAUCUUCUGAUGCUGCUGGACUACGCCCAGAACAACUUGUCGCAGAAGCAAUCGAAGUUGAAAGAUUUAUUGUCCAUAAACCAAAGCACUACCAGUCUGUCUGUGAAGGAUGGGACAUGCGGCGCAAACUUUUGGUCGACUUUGGGGGCGACGAUCAUCACGGAGCUGGAGAAUCAGUCUUUGUCAUUGCGUGUGGACUUGACGGCGCCUCGCCGGCCUGUGUGCAGCGAUUUAUUCGUUGUAGGUCCAAAGUCACCGUGGACUUCAACCUCGACACGUGGCCUACCAUUGAAGCUACCGUCCAGCGACCUUCAAUUUUUGGUAGUGGAGCCCUUUCUUUCUCAGAAAUUGGCUCUCCUUCUUCACCAAGGAGUUUGCCACGAUCGCGGACUUCUAGUCAGGACGACCCAGAAAGCUUGAGAUACAAGGAGGAAUGGCGUACCUCGACCUUCUCUUUCGCGGACCACCGAAAUUUAUCCAUCUCAGCUGCUGCUUCAGAUGAUUCCGAAUUUGCUCUCUUAGCUGCCAUGGAAGAUCCGAUCCUAGGGAUGUCCGCUGGGUCCAAUUCGUCAUCUCUGUCCUCGUCUCCAUUUGGUCAGGCAUUGACGCCAGGAAAUGCUUCUGAUAUCCCAGGGCAUCGUGCACGUCUGUUUGGAAUUGGAACAAUGUCGGGUGUGAUCAUGUUAUGGAAUAUGCGCGCCAGCUUGCCCUCCAGCACAGAUGUCGUCAAUAACAUCUCUCCUGUACGCAUCAUAUACACAAAGUCCCCUCAGAUUGCGUCGCUAGCGAUGACUUCACUUUACGUGGUCCAUGGCGGGAACGAAGGACUUGUCCAGGCAUGGGACCCAUUGGGCUCCUCCACUGACCCCGUACGGACAUUGAACUCUCGGUUUUCUGACCGAGCUAGACGUCGAAUUGCCCAAGCGGAAGCAUCUGUCCACGGAGUUGGCAACAACUACUUUGCUGCUGGUGCAAUUACUCUCGACCCCGAUCCUACUGUUUUGCGCGGCAUUGUGUCCCUGGGAGCCUAUUUGAGAUAUUGGUCAUACAGCUCGAAUGCUGCGGAAUCUUACAAGAGCCGCAAACGUGGACAACUUCGUCGAAGGUCCGAACGCGGAAGCAACUCAGCGCCUGCUAGUCAGAAGGUUAGUGCCACUGGUCGAGGUCUUCUUAAGGAUUAUAUCAGCAACGAGCGCUUCGAGAUGGAACGAGACAAGUUGGCACGCCAGCGCGAAAACCAACGUCUGACGGGAAGGUACGGGACAAAUCUACUGGGCGAAGGCGCAAGCGAAGAAGAAAUGCUGGCUUAUGCGACAAUGCUCAGUGAGGAAGCCUUCUCAACAGAAGAGGCCAAACGUUCCAAUGAGAGAUCAAUCUCUGCGGGUCCGGCACCAGCAGGCUCACAGAUCGACAGCACCGAUCCAGAGCUUGAAGAGGCAAUUCGCCUGAGCUUGCUUGAAAGUAGUCAUGUUUCUCCAUCGCCAGGAACCAGCGAAUUCGACGUUCCAAUUCGUUUUACCAGGACCUCGAAGCACGGCACACCUUCCCGCAAGACGAAAUCUCUCGCUCGCGAGAGCGUCUCAUCACCAUCUGGGGCGGUCGAUCAGGAUGAUUUUGAGUUUGCGCUUCAACUCAGCCUCGCUGAAGAGGAGAGCCGCCGUGCUCAUGAAGAGGAGUUUCCCGCGUUGACACCAUCACGCAGCUCUGGGUCUGACGAAGGGGUCAAAGGCAAGGGAAAAGGACGAUCCAAACGCGGGUAAGGCCAGCGAUCAGAUUGCAAACCAAGCCCGAUGCUAGGGGCUGUUGUUCACUUCGUCUUCUUUUACGCGCAAUAAUUAUAUAUCUGCUUUUGUCUCUCGGGGUUUUGUCAAUUGCAGCAGGCAAGGCGAGAAACGGAUUUAUUGUUGAAGGUUAACUACCUAUCUUAUACUAGCACCUUUCACCUCCAAUAGAUGUGCCUCACCUUGAAGUCUUGACAUACUCAAGUGGCGUCCGAUAACUUGACAAUGCGAUACCUGGUCAUUGAGCAUGAGUCUCUAUUCCCGACUUGAUAGACAUCAGCUCACUUUGGUCAGGUGUAAGAUGAACAAAUGGAAGGGGAUCGAGCAUUGUGGUCAAGGCAUUGUGCCAUUGCAAG